GCUGUCAAAUUCCUUUCGAAAAUAGAAGUUUUUUUUGCGCCAAAAAGCCCAACAAACCCAAAAUAUUUCGAUUGUUUAUAAAUCGCCCGAAAUUUUUAAAAAUAAUAAAAGAUAUUUAUUUCUGUGGCCUUUAAACGUGAUUGUAUAAAAGUUACAGCAUGUCUGACGAAGAUAUUACAAUAAUGGAGGUGGAUGAAGCGGAGAUUAAACCGACAAAGCCCAAUAAACCUAGUACAACAAAAAGCACAGCUCAUUUGCCCUGGAUAGAGAAGUAUCGGCCUCAAGUGUUCACUGACAUUGUAGGCAACGAAGACACUGUAUCACGGCUGGCCGUAUUUGCACGCAGUGGAAAUGCUCCAAACAUCAUAAUAGCCGGUCCUCCCGGCGUUGGCAAAACUACUACUAUCUUGUGCUUAGCGCGCGCGCUGCUAGGGUCAGCGUUCAAAGACGCUGUGCUAGAACUGAAUGCAUCUAAUGACAGAGGCAUAGAUGUAGUUCGUAACAAAAUUAAGAUGUUUGCACAGCAAAAAGUGACCUUGCCGGCUGGUCGGCACAAGAUUGUGAUUUUGGAUGAAGCCGACAGCAUGACAGAGGGCGCUCAGCAAGCUUUGCGGCGCACUAUGGAGCUGUAUUCUAGCACAACAAGAUUUGCUCUGGCUGCCAACAACAGUGAAAAGAUUAUUGAACCAAUUCAAUCCCGUUGUGCAGUGCUGAGGUACGGCAAGCUCACUGACGCACAAAUACUGGCAAAGAUCCUAGAAGUGUGUAAAAAAGAGAACUUAUCCUACACAGAAGAGGGAGUGAGCGCAGUUGUAUUCACAGCUCAAGGCGACCUGCGCUCAGCUCUCAACAACUUACAGUCCACUGCUCAGGGCUUCGGUCACAUCAGCCCAGACAAUGUGUUCAAGGUGUGUGAUGAGCCACAUCCAAUGCUGGUAAAAAAUAUGCUGGAAUCGUGUCUAAAGCAGGAUAUACAUGCAGCUUAUAAGGUAAUCGCCAACCUGUGUAAAUUGGGCUACGCGGCAGAAGACAUAGUGAGCAACAUAUUCCGCGUGGUGAAGACCCUCGACGUGCCUGAAGAGAUCCGCCUCUCGUGGGUCCGAGAGCUAGGGCUGACGCACAUGCGAGUCGCAGACGGGCUCGGGGCGCCGCUUCAGCUGGCGGCUCUGCUCGCGAGGUUCUGUCGGGCCGCAGACCCCGCGACGAGUAAGGAUGACCCGACAUGGUGAUAUUGGACUUUAUUCUGUGAUGUGUCAUGUGAAGCGACAGUGAAAUCCAAGAUUUUUACUUUAUACAAUUUCUAUUCUAAAUGAGAGCAGGUGAUUCCCCUCGCCUGUUGAUUUAAAAGAAGAUACAAUGUAUAAUGCAACUGCCUAACUUGCUAUAUACAUAGACUAUAUACAGAUUGGUUCUUUUGAGUAGCCCAUGAGCCUUAAGUAUACACCCACUAGGUAUAGUCUUGAAGAUUAUCAAUGUUAGAAAUAUAAAUAAAACAUUAUGAAAUUUGUAUAAAA
Plodia interpunctella (Indianmeal moth) is the source of this 1514-nucleotide messenger RNA. RefSeq names its product Replication factor C subunit 4 (gene RfC4). Gene Ontology annotation, cellular component: DNA replication factor C complex; nucleus. The transcript is spliced from 3 exons. Lineage: Eukaryota; Metazoa; Arthropoda; Insecta; Lepidoptera; Pyralidae. Gene Ontology annotation, molecular function: ATP binding; DNA binding; DNA clamp loader activity. Gene Ontology annotation, biological process: DNA repair; DNA-templated DNA replication. Bases 159 to 1229 code for a protein of 356 amino acids. The record is from RefSeq and is a predicted model, not a curated record.